GUGGGGGGGGUGUGGGGGGGAUUUUUUCCGUGACGGAGACAGAGAGGAAAUCCAGUCAGGAGGAGGACGGGGGACAUUAAACGAGGAAAGAAAAAGGGGGGCAGGAGGAAUAAGACAAGGCAAGGGGACUCAGACUAAGAAGGAGGAUGGCUGAGCCGGAGCUGAAAUCACGGAGCAGCCGGGAGAGCGUUGCGAAGGCAGCGAGCCAGGAGAAGAUUGGAGCAGACCAAAAUCACGAUGGUCUGAUUGUCGAGCAGCCGGCAUCUCCAUCUACCUCCAUGGUCCCCGAUGCCACCGCCACGAGCCCAACCACCGGCUCGCCGGCCAAAGGGGAGAAGAUCGUGCUCAAACGCAGCAUCACCCUCUUCAAUGGCGUGGGGAUGAUCAUAGGCACCAUCAUCGGCUCUGGCAUUUUCGUCACUCCAACGGGCGUGGUCAAAGAGACGGGCUCGGCCGGGCUCUCCCUGAUCAUCUGGUCCGCCUGUGGGGUGAUCUCCACCAUGGGCGCCCUGUGCUACGCGGAGCUUGGCACUACCAUCACCAAGUCGGGGGGGGACUACACUUACAUCCUGGAGGUGUACGGCGAGCUGGCGGCUUUUUUAAAGCUGUGGGUGGAGAUGCUCAUCAUCCGGCCGUCCUCGCAGUACGUGGUGUCGCUGGUGUUUGCCACCUACCUUCUGAAACCGCUGUACCCGAACUGCCCCGUGCCCGACGGUGCAGCCAAACUCAUCGCCUGCCUGUGUCUGACCUCCCUAACGUUUGUGAACUGCAUCAGCGUGAGAGCGGCCACCAAGGUGCAGGACUUGUUCACGGCCUCCAAAUUGCUAGCCCUGAUCAUCAUCAUCAUCUUUGGCUUCAUCCAAAUAUCCACAGGUGAUGUGCCAUACUUAACACCAGAAAGAGCAUUUGAAGGCAGCAAACUGGGAGUGGACAACAUUGUCUUAGCACUGUACAGUGGACUCUUUGCUUUUGGAGGCUGGAAUUACCUGAACUACGUGACAGAGGAGAUGAUCAAUCCAGAGAGGAACCUGCCCCUGUCCAUCAUCAUAUCCAUGCCUAUAGUAACGGUGGUGUACGUUUUGACCAACCUGGCCUACUUCACCACCAUCUCUCCUGAAGUCAUGGUCGAGUCAGAGGCGGUUGCCGUGAGUUUUGGGGAGUACCAUCUCGGUGUGAUGUCCUGGUUGAUUCCUGUCUUUGUAGGACUGUCCUGCUUUGGAGCCGUCAACGGAUCCCUGUUCACGUCAGCGAGGUUGUUUUAUGCUGGAGCUCGAGAGGGUCAGCUCCCUGCUGCUCUGGGUUUGGUCCACACGGACCUCUUCACACCAGUACCAUCCCUCAUUUUCACAUGUUUGCUGUCCAUGAUGUACGCCAUCUCGCAGGACAUCUUCUCUGUCAUCAAUCUUUUCAGCUUCUUCACCUGGCUAUGUGUUGGCAUGGCCAUAGCCGGCAUGCUCUGGCUGCGUUUUACCAAGCCCGACCUCAGGAGGCCCAUCAAGGUGUAUCUAUUCAUCCCGGUGACUUUUGUCUUGGGAUGUGUCUUCAUGAUCGUGGUGUCCUUCUGGGCAGCUCCGUUCGAGUGCCUGGUAGGCAGCGGCAUUAUUCUCACAGGCAUCCCGGCGUACCUGCUGGGCUUCAAGUGGAAGAAACCUCAUGUGGUCCUGAAGGUGCUGGAAAUCUUCACCAUGUUGUGUCAAAAGAUCUUCAUGUCUGUUCCUGAGGAGAAGGAGCAACAAGAGGCGGCUGAAUAACCACAGCCUGAACCAGAUGAUGGACUCUUGGGUCAUGUUUCUGUCUGAACAUUUUGGAUAUGUGUGCAUUUAUUCACUUGUGAUUUGGCUGAAGCAAUUUAUUUCAAGACUUUCCCUAACCAGGCAUGUGACUAUGGAAGAAGUUGAUAGUAAUAAGGGCAGCUUAGCAUUUCUAAAGGAGGGCUUAUGUAUGACAAAUUAUGAAGGCAUAUCUAGUGAACAUUAAGAAUGUGCUAAAUGACCCUAAAAUAAGAGCAAUUAUGUGCUGCCCACACGGUGUUUGAAGCUGCAUUCAGAUACUCGAGUGGCUCGAGAAUACCCGGAAAAGUGCACAGAUAAGUAGCUUAACCUUACAAGACAUUUGACAAACACAACAUAGUUUCAGAUUGUUUACAGUUGCAUAAGUAUGAACGUUGCUGACCUGUGAGUUAAACAUGAUAGAUAAGGUUAAGUAUGGAGGAGGCAAUGAUUAACUAGCGCAACACUGAUUACAUUAUAUUCACGUUACUCAUAUUUGUGUUAUUUUUUUUUAUAUUGUAACGUUUUCUUUUAUUCAUUUGUAAAAAUGAAUCCACAGCCCUAGGUGAAAGCACAAGCUUAAGUGAGAUAAAUGAGUGUUUUUAAUAUUUGCUGAAGAUAUGUCGCUGUGAAGCAGGUCUCUUUCUUGUACCAUUCGCACAUUGAAUAAUGUCGGAGUCAUGCAGUGCUUGAAAUGUGAUGGUUUUUUUAUGAAUUGACCGUUGUUACCAGCAGCUGUUUGUAAGGCAUUAUCAUCAGAAACUGAAGACCUGCAUAGAUGUCUUUCUAGUUGUACUUUAAGAACUUCAUUGUAGUGUUCUGUGUUGUUUGGAUGAUUUACAUAUGCUAGUAAUUUUAGUAAUGAUAUCCUGUUUUUUGUUUUAUUGUCACUAUGAGACCAGAAUGAAUGUUGCAAAUUUAACGACAUCCUCUCUGUUUUUAUAUUUUACCUAUAAAAUCUUAAUUUUAAACUGGACAUGUGAGGUUUUUGAAAGAACAUUGUAAAUCUACUCAAACUCCCAGAGGAAAAAAGUCUCAGAGGGAAAUGGAGGAGGAUGGUUGAGAAUCCACAGAAAAAUCAGACAAUAAAGGUGUUGCAGCACUGUCAACUAAAAUAUACAUUUUCUGAAAUUGGAAGAUAAUCCAUUGGUCAAAAACCUCUCAGAGAAAAAUGAAAUAUUUUCCUUAAAAAAAUAAAGCAAAAGCUGUGCAGCAGAAUCUGCAAUAGUCUGGAUUUUGUAAGUUCUGGACUGAACUUCUAACAAGAAUUAGAAUUUGUAAAUGUAGUGUGAAUUUGUAUUAACCAAUACAACACCAACUAAUGACAAUAACACCAAUGAAGGCAGUUAAUGCUUACACUAAGUUGAGAAGCUGAAAUGAAAAUUUAACAAACAUUUGGAACAUACUGCACUUACACCACAUGCAUUUUAAAAAUAUGAAUGUAAAAUAGUAAAUCAUGUAAAAAAUGCUUCUUUUACUGGUGGUCAGAAUGAUGCAGUAGUUAAAUAGUUAAUGACUUAUUAGGCUCUUUGUGAAUAUCGGCAUAUCAACGCAAGUGGAAAGUAGAUAAGUACAUUUAUUAUAGUAAAUAUUGAAGUACUUGUAUUAUUUAUACAACAGCCAGAUAUAUACAAGCACAACCAUUUACAGUACAAUAAUGAAAAACAACUUCUGAUAACAUUUCAACACAGGAUGUUUAAAACCACACAUUGAAUCAUUGAUUGACUAGAACCCUUUGAAUAUUUUGCAUCAUGCACAACAUUCUGUAUCUCUGUGUACAAAGUGGUACGGUGUGUAUGAAGGCCCGUUUGCCUAAUAAAAGGGUUCUGGAGAAAAAGAUAUAAUGACAAUUAUAUUAUAAUAAUUUAAAAACAUGUCGGGUACCUGUGUCAAAUAUUGUAACUGUUGUUGUUUGCUGCCCAUGGACAGUACGUGUAACAAUAAACAUAUUUUUGUUCAAA
Pungitius pungitius (ninespine stickleback) is the source of this 3730-nucleotide messenger RNA. RefSeq names its product large neutral amino acids transporter small subunit 1-like. Gene Ontology annotation, molecular function: L-amino acid transmembrane transporter activity; neutral L-amino acid transmembrane transporter activity. Bases 147 to 1751 code for a protein of 534 amino acids. Gene Ontology annotation, biological process: neutral amino acid transport; amino acid transmembrane transport. Lineage: Eukaryota; Metazoa; Chordata; Actinopteri; Perciformes; Gasterosteidae. Gene Ontology annotation, cellular component: membrane. The record is from RefSeq and is a predicted model, not a curated record. The transcript has 11 exons.